UAAAACGAAAUCGACUAGCGGCUGAAAGAUCUGGUAAAUUAGCAAAAAUUUCAUGGCAUUUGAAACAAGAACAUUUAAAACAAGAACAAAAUGAAAAAAUAAUAGAAUUUCAAGAAAUUAUUGUACAAGAGAGAAUUGAAUUGGAUGAAUAUAAUUUUUCUGAUGAUAUAGAAUUGAAUGAUAUAGCUGAAGAAAUUUUAAAAGAAACAAAUGAUUUAUUAGGUAAAAUACAAGAUGUAGAUAAUGAUAAUGAAGAAUUUAUUGAUAUUUUGAUAAUUAGUGAAAUUUUUAAUGUUAAAAAAUUUGAGGAAUCUGGUCAUAAUAUUAAUCUUUUAUAA
Messenger RNA from Funneliformis mosseae, 338 nucleotides. Lineage: Eukaryota; Fungi; Glomeromycota; Glomeromycetes; Glomerales; Glomeraceae. The record is from the annotation of a GenBank genome assembly.